GGCAUAUUUACGAGAUUUCCAUGCGUGUUAUAAUUGUGGAGAAUUGUCGUAUAUGCUAUAAUAUAGGCUGCAACCUGUAAUGAGUAGAGCCUGAGUGUCAAAAAUGUAUAGAAGGAUUGUCUUUGCUGAAGGUCACCGAGCGUGUUUUUGGUGAACUCAGGUAAGCUGAGGUUGGGUGAGAAGGAGAAGGAGAGACAAAUACAAAUGCGCGAUCCAGGCGACUCUCCUUGAAGUUUGUGAGGUUGAGGAGAGACAUGAGCGAAGAGAGAGGAAGAGUGAAAGAUUGGCGGGAGAAGGCGGAACAAACCGGUGCCCGGAUACACGCUGGAACCGCUCGCCCGCACUGCAGAUUAACUCUUGACUCUCCGAGAGAUGCUCAGGAACGGUGUAAUAUGAGGGAGGAGUAUUAGCAAACCAAACAUAAAUUCAAGCUGGAUUUUCUGUCAUUCUACAAGGACUAAGCACAGCCUUGACCAUGCAUCAGUAGCAGGAUAUUUGACUAAUAGGGUGAACUGAUCGACUGUUCAACCAGGUGCAUCGUGGAUUUAGCUGUAGCAGGACUCCAGUUGCCGGAUGCAGAACCUUUUUGAGCAGAACUUAGACAUGGCCACCGCUCUGCUUGCAGGAGAGAAGCUGAAGGAGUUAAUAAUGCCUGGUUCCACACAGGAUGAGAAGGGUGGUGCACUAGCUGGGCUCAUGGUGCAGCUCAAACUGGAGCUGCCCUUUGAUCGAGUUGUCACCAUAGGAACGGUCAUCAUCCCCAUCUUACUAGUCACUCUGGUCUUUACACGGAACUUUGCAGAGGAGUCAAUAUACUGUUACACACCACACAAUUUCACACGUGACCAAGCCCUCUAUGCCAGAGGUUACUGCUGGACAGAGCUACGUGAUGCUAUUCCUGGGGUUGAGCCUGAACUCCGACCAUCUCUGUUUGAGCACAAGUUUCUGCCCUAUGCUUUGCUAGCGUUCGCUGGUAUCAUGUAUAUCCCAGCGCUUAGCUGGGAAUUCCUCGCAUCCACACGCCUUACCUCUGAACUCAACUUUCUACUCCAAGAAAUUGACAAUUGCUACCACCGUGCAGCUGAGGGCAGAGCACCCAAGAUCGAGAAGCAGAUCCAGUCCAAAGGGCCAGGGAUCAGUGAGCGUGAGCGGCGGGAGAUCAUCGAGAAUGCAGAGAAGGAGAAAAGCCCAGAGCAGAAUCUUUUUGAAAAAUAUCUAGAGCGACGAGGGCAAAGUAACUUUUUAGCCAAGCUUUAUCUAGCCAGGCAUUUAGCCAUCAUCUGUCUCAGUUCCAUUCCCAUCUCCUACCUGAGCGCAUACUAUGCUCGGCAGCGGCAAAAUGAGUUCACGUGCAUGCUGGGUGAGCCACCUGACAUCAGCAGCAUCCCUGAGUUGCGGCUCAGUGUCAACUGCAAGCUGCCAGCUGUGCAGCUCCAGCGCAUUAUGGCUGCUGUAGACAUCACACUGCUCUGCAGCGUGAACCUAAUUAUUUUAGUCAAUCUACUGCACCUAUUCGUGGUCCGCAAAUCCAACUUUGUUUUCGACAAGUUGCACAAAGUCGGCAUCAAGACGCGGCGGCGUUGGCAGAAGUCUCAGUUUUGUGAUAUUAACAUCCUGGCCAUGUUCUGUAACGAAAACAGGGACCACAUCAAGUCUCUAAACAGGCUGGAUUUUAUAACUAACGAGAGUGACCUUAUGUAUGACAACGUAGUGCGACAAUUAUUGGCGGCAUUAGCUCAGUCUAACCAUGAUGCCACACCCACUGUUAGAGACUCUGGGAUUCAGACGAUUGACCCCAGCCUAGAUCCAUCUGUACUGGGAGUUGGAGAAAUGGGAGUAGAGACAGUGAUCAAAAGACCACGGAAAAAGAUCAAGUGGAUCCCUACAUCGAAUCCUCUGCCUCAGUCAUUUAAAGAACCUUUAACAUUGACUCGAUUGGAGAACAGUAUAAAAGCAGAAAAACCUAAACCUGUGCGGAGGAAAACUGUACCAGAUACCAUCAUUGCUCCUCUACUGGACACCAAGAGCACACAGCAUCCUCCUAGAGAAAACAACAAUGGGACAGAUAAAAAGCACACUCGGAAUUUCUCCCUGGAUGUCCAUCCGUACAUGGCGGCCACCCAGAAGCCUAAACCGGAAACGAAUAAUCCACAACCUCCAGCUGCUGAUCAUCCUCUGGACACUACUUACAUAGAGGGCACACACACUGUAGUCCAUGUCUCCUCAACGCUUACAGAAAAGAAUGACCCUCCUCCUCAAUCCACCACCAGCGCAUUUUCCACUGUGACCUUGUCUACCACCUCUUUUAUGAAUGGAGUAACAUCUACUUUGCUUCCUUCUGAAUCACCGAAAACCAAUGAGCCUCUUAAAGCAAACCCAGAGCCUGUGAAUCAGCCUACAUCCUACAGCUGUAACCCUUCACAUCCUCUGCUCAGCAUCCACCACACUCUCUAUGAGGAGGAGGAAGAGGAGCAAGGCCACAGGGACAAACUGGUAGAAAGACCUGGCGAGCUUAUCGCUGCUGGAGAGUGCUGAUGGAGCGCACAAAAAGACAAGCACAUAUUCACACCUCUCAUCGUUUGACCUUAGCACCAAGCCAGAGAAGGGUACAUUCUUUAUAACCACCUCACCUGAAGCAGAAGCCACACUUUAUCACCUACUGUGCUUUAGGUGAAAAACAACGAGGUCAGAGAUUUUGUACUGUCGACCAGGUAGAGGGACAUCGAAGUAACAUGAUUGCACUUACAGUUAUUUAGAAAACAUAUUUCUGUGUAAGUAGACAACCGAUUACAAUGAAACAUAUCACUCAAGAGUAGGAAGUCAUUUCUCUGACUAAGUGCAAACACAGGUGCUUACUUAAAUGGAAUGUUUUCCUGUAACAUUCCAAAGCUAAGGACCGGGUUCAUUGAUUAUCAUAAAACAUAAUGAUGAGAAAUAUUUUGUGCUUUAUACACCUCCGUGUUCACGUCUUACAUCAAACAUAAUGCAUCCUAUUUAUAGAUUGUUCUGUGGAUUUCAGCAGGUAUCCAAUGCAAUAUCGCAUAUUUAUCCUUAAAUUAUGCAAAUGCACACAACCCUUGUUGCAAUAAUAUGCAUAUUUAAAAUAUCCAUACUGUAUAUACAAAACACACAGAUAUAUGUCGCAUUAUUUAAAUCAUGUGAUUCUUCAACCUAAGGAUUGAGGUCUGUUCUUUGUCAUAGUGUGGUUCAUAAGUUCCAAAUUGUGAUUGUUCUCAGUAUCAUCAAAUUAAUUCAUUUUGAGAAAUGGGUACUAUUACACAACAGCAAAUACUGCAUAUUUAUGUGAUCUAAUAUAAUUAUUGAAAUACCUGGCCAUUAAUUAAAAUAAAAAUGUCUGGAGUUGUACUGUAAAACUGCAGUCCCUCCAGCAGAAGCACCAGCUGACCAUUCAUUAAGAACGCCAUUACUGUACCUUUACAGAUAAAUGCUGCAUUGACGCAUCUGAAAUCUACUAAUUCACCUCUUUCUUUGACACACGACCCAUUUCCUAGAUUAAAAAGAAGUACAAAAUACCCACCUUUUGUCUACGUAUGCCACUACAUUAUAAAGCACAUCUGUAAUUACCAGUUACACCUCGCUCCAGCAUUUCUACAGGGCCAGUGCAACAUUUUAACUGCAACUCUGGCAAAAACUCUAUGUUACCAAAACGCACAGAGACACUUUUAUUCUGUAUUCCUAUUACCUGUUUGAAUGUUGUCUGAAAAAUAUAAGACAUCAUAUAAUGUUAAAACGUUGUACUUAGUAUAGCUAAUCAAAGAUUUAUGAAAAUGAAGCUGCCAGUCCCUCAUGUGUAGUCAGUACAUGGACAUCCAUUCAGCACACUCUUUGUUUUAAAUUUUAUUCCAACCAAAUAAUGUUGGAAUUAUUAUCAAACACACUGCUGAGUGAGAAAUAUUAGUCUCUGUUAGUACUGUUUAUGAAAUAUAGCCAGGUUCAUAAAUAUUUGGACAUAGGACAGUUAUUGGUUAUUGGUUAUACAGUAUACAGUUAUUGGUUAUACUGUUGCGUUUGGAUUAAAUCAUGAAUAUGAGCUUACAUUACAGACUUUAAGUUAUUGGAGGUUACUUACAUCAAAAUCAGGUGAACUGUGUAGUAUUUGCACAUCCUUAUAAUCAUAAUGUAAAUGAGCUUUAUAAAUAUUUGGUUGCAAAUUCUAGACACUCAGUGACUGCCAGGAGGCUGAAACCAUAGACAUCACCAGUCACUGGGUUUCAUUCCUGGUGACGUCCUGCCAAAUUUUUAAAGCAGCUGUGGUCAGUUCCUGCUUUGGGGUGUUUUGCCAUUAUCGAAUGAAGUGCUUUCAGUUGCAUUCACUCAGUUGGAUUCAAGUCACUUGGCCAUUGCAAAACAUUCAACUUCCUUGCUGUUUUUCUAUAAAGUAUGGUUUAAAUUAUAGUCCAUCUGCAGUGUAAAGUAUUUUGCUGAGUCUAAGCAGA
Messenger RNA from Clarias gariepinus (North African catfish), 4457 nucleotides. RefSeq names its product pannexin 2 (gene panx2). Gene Ontology annotation, molecular function: channel activity. The transcript has 6 exons. NCBI's taxonomy places the organism in Eukaryota, Metazoa, Chordata, Actinopteri, Siluriformes, Clariidae. Bases 574 to 2535 code for a protein of 653 amino acids. Gene Ontology annotation, biological process: monoatomic cation transport; positive regulation of interleukin-1 production. The record is from RefSeq and is a predicted model, not a curated record.